AUAUCCGGAUUCUUAGAGCGGACUCAGAGCUCCACGGUUCUCUACGCGGUUAGCACAUGCGCGACGGCUCUGCUCCCUCUUCCUCCACUUCCACUAGCUUCCACGGUCCGGGAAGCCGCCGCCACCGCCGCCGAGGAGUCAGGAAGUUCAAGAUGGCCGCCGCGGAGACUCUGUCGCUGCGGGAACAGCCCGAGAUGGAAGAUGCUGAUAAUUCUGAGAAGAGUGUAAAUGAAGAAAAUGGGGAAGUAUCAGAAGACCAAUCUCAAAAUAAGCACAGUCGUCACAAAAAAAAGAAGCAUAAACACAGAAGUAAACAUAAGAAACAUAAACAUUCCUCAGAAGAAGAUAAGGAUAAGAAACAUAAACAUAAGCAUAAACAUAAGAAACACAAAAGAAAAGAGGUCAUUGAUGCCUCUGACAAAGAAGGUAUGUCUCCAGCAAAAAGAACUAAACUUGAUGAUUUAGCUCUGUUGGAAGACUUGGAAAAACAGAGAGCCUUGAUUAAAGCUGAACUUGAUAAUGAGUUAAUGGAAGGAAAGGUCCAGUCUGGGAUGGGGCUCAUAUUACAAGGUUAUGAGUCUGGCUCUGAAGAAGAGGGGGAGAUUCAUGAAAAGGCAAGAAAUGGAAAUAGGUCUAGUACCAGAUCGUCAAGUACAAAGGGGAAACUCGAGCUUAUGGACAAUAAAAAUAGUACAAAAAAACGAAGUAAAAGCAGAUCCAAAGAACGGACUAGACAUAGGUCUGAUAAAAAGAAAAGUAAGGGAGGUGUUGAAAUAGUUAAAGAGAAGACAACUAGGAGUAAAUCAAAGGAGAGGAAAAAGUCCAAAAGUCCAUCCAAAAGAAGUAAGUCUCAAGAUCAAGCAAGGAAAUCAAAAUCCCCAACCCUUAGAAGGCGAUCUCAAGAGAAAAUUGGGAAGGCCAGAUCCCCUACUGAUGACAAGAUUAAGACUGAAGAUAAAAGUAGGUCAAAAGAUAGGAAAAAAUCCCCAAUUAUAAAUGAAAGUAGAAGUCGUGAUCGAGGCAAAAAAUCCAGAUCCCCAGUUGAUUUAAGAGGUAAAUCCAAAGACAGAAGAUCACGAUCCAAAGAGAGAAAAUCAAAACGGUCUGAAACAGAAAAAGAAAAGAAGCCAAUUAAAUCUCCCUCUAAAGAUGCUUCUUCUGGGAAAGAGAACCGGUCACCGAGUAGAAGACCUGGUCGAAGUCCUAAAAGAAGAAGUUUGUCUCCAAAACCACGUGAUAAAUCAAGGAGAAGUAGAUCUCCACUAGUAAAUGAUAGGAGGUCUAAACAGAGCAAAUCUCCUUCCCGAACUCUGUCUCCUGGUAGAAGAGCCAAGAGCCGAUCCUUGGAAAGAAAACGAAGAGAACCAGAAAGGAGACGACUUUCUUCUCCAAGAACACGACCUCGAGAUGAUCUCCUCAGUAGACGUGAAAGAUCAAAAGAUGCCAGCCCGAUCAAUAGGUGGUCUCCAACCCGAAGAAGAACAAGUAGAUCUCCCAUUAGGAGGCGGUCCCGUUCCCCACUCAGACGCAGUAGGUCACCCAGGAGAAGAAGCAGGUCUCCUCGGAGAAGGGACAGAGGUCGAAGGAGCAGGUCACGCUUGAGAAGGCGGUCUCGAUCACGGGGUGGUCGUAGACGUAGGAGCAGAAGCAAAGUAAAAGAAGAUAAAUUUAAAGGAAGUCUUUCUGAAGGAAUGAAAGUUGAACAAGAAUCUUCAUCUGAUGAUAACCUUGAAGACUUCGAUGUAGAGGAAGAAGAUGAAGAAGCUCUAAUAGAACAGAGAAGAAUACAGAGGCAGGCAAUUGUUCAGAAAUAUAAGUAUCUUGCUGAAGAUAGCAAUAUGUCUGUGCCAUCUGAACCCAGCAGCCCCCAGAGCAGUACCUGUACGCGGUCACCUUCACCAGAUGACAUUCUAGAAAGGGUAGCUGCUGAUGUUAAAGAGUAUGAACGGGAAAAUGUUGAUACCUUUGAGGCCUCUGUAAAAGCCAAGCAUAAUCUAAUGACAGUUGAACAGAAUAAUGGUUCAUCUCAGAAGAAGCUCUUGGCACCUGAUAUGUUUACAGAAUCUGAUGAUAUGUUUGCUGCCUAUUUUGAUAGUGCUCGUCUUCGGGCUGCUGGCAUUGGGAAAGAUUUCAAAGAGAAUCCCAACCUCAGGGAUAACUGGACGGAUGCAGAAGGCUAUUAUCGGGUGAACAUAGGUGAAGUCCUAGAUAAGCGUUACAAUGUGUAUGGCUACACUGGCCAAGGUGUAUUCAGUAAUGUUGUACGAGCCAGAGAUAAUGCAAGAGCAAAUCAAGAAGUGGCUGUAAAAAUCAUCAGAAACAAUGAGCUCAUGCAAAAAACUGGCUUAAAAGAACUAGAAUUCUUGAAAAAACUUAAUGAUGCUGAUCCUGAUGACAAAUUUCAUUGUUUGCGACUCUUCAGACACUUUUAUCACAAGCAGCAUCUCUGUCUCGUAUUUGAACCUCUAAGUAUGAAUUUACGAGAGGUGUUAAAAAAAUAUGGUAAGGAUGUUGGUCUUCAUAUUAAAGCCGUGAGAUCCUAUAGUCAGCAGCUGUUCUUGGCAUUAAAACUCCUUAAAAGAUGCAAUAUCCUACAUGCAGAUAUCAAGCCAGACAAUAUCCUGGUUAAUGAAUCAAAAACAAUUUUAAAGCUCUGCGAUUUUGGGUCGGCUUCACAUGUUGCGGAUAAUGACAUAACACCUUAUCUUGUCAGUAGAUUUUAUCGUGCUCCUGAAAUCAUUAUAGGUAAAAGCUAUGACUAUGGUAUAGACAUGUGGUCUGUAGGUUGUACCUUAUAUGAACUCUACACUGGAAAAAUUUUGUUUCCCGGCAAAACCAAUAACCAUAUGUUGAAGCUCGCCAUGGAUCUCAAAGGAAAGAUGCCCAAUAAGAUGAUUCGGAAAGGCGUAUUCAAAGACCAACAUUUUGAUCAAAACCUCAACUUCAUGUAUAUUGAAGUUGAUAAAGUAACAGAGAGGGAGAAGGUUACUGUCAUGAGCACCAUUAAUCCAACCAAGGACCUGUUGGCUGACUUGAUUGGGUGCCAGCGACUUCCUGAAGACCAGCGUAAAAAAGUACACCAGCUAAAGGACUUGUUGGACCAGAUCCUGAUGUUGGACCCAGCUAAACGAAUUAGCAUCAAUCAGGCCCUACAGCAUGCCUUCAUCCAGGAAAAAAUUUAAACGAGAUGAAGAAGCUCCAAGGGUUUGAGUAAUUAAAUACAAAGACUGAAGAAAUUUCACAGCAGUUUAUUAAUGUAUAUAAACUUAUAAAUAUUUCUCCAGCAAAUUUGAGGAAGCAUGAUAUAUUUGAAUUAACACCAAGGGUGAUAUUUCUUUUAGAAAUGUUAGUUAAUCUGUUUUGUGUCUUAUGUGAAAUUUCACUGUAGAACUGUUUUAAUUGCCAAGACUGCACAGAAUUACAGUGCAAAUGUAUAUGGUUGCAGUUCACAUAAAAGACAAAAGCAUCUGUUAUCAAAUGAGUAGUAAUAUUGGGUGGUUGAUUUAUUUUUAGCAAACUUGGCUUCAUAUUGGUCUUCAGAUAAAAUGGCCAGCAUAAAUGCUGUUUAUAUUCACAUUUUCCUAGGUGUGUGUGUGCAGGCCACAGCAGCAUGCCCUUGGUGUAGUCAGUGCCGAAGGGGGUCUGUUCCUUCUUGAGCCUGCCUGCAGGGAUGGUCUCCUCUUUUAAAGCAGGUUGUGUACAACAUUCAGUACACUGAAGGUAAGCUAACCCAUCAACAUCACUGGUGUUUUAAGAUGUUAUUUUAUUGGAACAGUUGACAAAUGAGGGAUAUUAGCUUUGUGGCAGAAUUCCCUGCAUGUGUGCUAACUGAUCUCGUUUUCUUUUUUGGCAUCGCGACUGUGGCAUAGUUACGAUUUCUGUUCUGUUCAUCACAUUUAAAAUUUGAAGAGUGUGCGCUUGAUGGAUAGAGCGCCUUCAGUGUACUGUUUCUUACUAACUUUAAUUUUUUAAAUCAACUUGCUAUAGACUUUAUAUACAUUUUGUUAAAUACAGUUCGUAGUGACAAAAAAACAAUGCGUAGUUUUCAUUUACUAAUUACAAAUGUUGAGGCCUAAUUCUGAGUCCUCAUAUUUAAAAGUUAGACAACAUAAUGAAAUUUUUAACUAUUUGUAUGUCAUUUUGAAAGUGUACUGCUUUAUGGUAAAAGUGUUUUUUCAUUUGUUCAUUGUUUUCAUUAUUUGUGAUCAUGUUGUCUUUCAAUACAGGCAUAAACCUUCCACUCUUGAACAAAGCAGCUGCUUUUUAAAAGCGGUAAUUGCUUCUUUACCUUUUAUUUCUUUUGUAAAUGAAGCUUUUCUUUAAGAAUGUGACUUUAAAGUGUUGUCUAUUGCAUAAAACAGUUGACACUCACUUAUUGUAAAGUGAAGAUUGUUCUACUGCAUGUGAAGUGGACCAUGCAGAUUUCUGUAUGUUCUCAGUAUGCAUCACUAGAUAAUAAAGUCUUUUGUGAACAAGGCAUUUGUAGCCAUUUUUAAAAGUUUUUGUCUUCAGUGCUGGUAAGUCAGGUAAACCAUAAAUAGUUAAAAGCAACCUUUCAUUUCUUCCUUUAAGUCUUUGAAAGAAUUAUUUGUUAAAGUUGUAAAGCCUAGCCACAAGCUUAUCAUUUUAUUAAUAAUCAGGAUCCUAAUUAUUUCAUCAGAAAAAUCCUACAGAUAUUGUCAGCUUUCAGUGUAGUGAGAUAAUUCCUGUAGGUUAUGGGGUAUAAUUCAGGAUUUAACUAAUAUUUCUGCUAUUUUCUCACUUUUCCUUCUGAUGGUGCGGAAAGAGAAAAAAGGAAAACGGGGCACAGGCCAUUCAACGCCUUCUCCAAGGGGUCUGAUUUGCUGAGACACCAGCUUCACCUUCUUAACAAGGUUAUUUCUGACAGCAUGUGUAGAUAAACAUUUAGCCACAAUUUAAAACAAAAUCAUGUAAAUCAGCUUGGUUUUGCAACACAAAGGAAUUCCGUAUUUUUAAACAUGGCAGGGGAGCUUUUUCAGAAAUGCAUAGGAGUCUUUUUUCUGUUUGGGUGGUAAAAUUAAUGCUUGUCUUCCUGAGCAGUGUGGAAAAUAAUCAGAUUUUUGGGGUUAAAAUAAUAUUUUUAAAUUGUAAAUGGGAUUUUUUUAUUCACCCAGGCACCUAAUAACAACAAGCAUGCACGUUUUGGUGCAUUCAAGAAUGGAAAAUCAGAAUAGCAGCAUUCUUCUGGUGGGUUUUGCUCCAUUUAAAGACAUGAAAUGAACUACAGCCAGGAAGGUGAUAGAUGAUAUAAUAAGCCAACUUUGAAUCUACACCCCGUCUCUUCGUGGUUUAGACUUUACUAAAAUAAAUACAAGGUAGUUUCCAUUUUCAGGUAGAGGGAAGCCUUUUACAGAAGGCUUCACAGGUGCAGCUUUUCCACCUUAACAAAAUGGGUAGUGAUUUUCCCACCAUGAUUUACUUUAUUUUGGUGAUAAUAUGCUGCAUAUUCGAGUCUUUUAUAGUUAUUUUCACUCAAAAUAGUAACAUUUUGAUGCUUCUGUUGAUUUUCAUGGCUUCAUUUUGUAAAAUUAUUUAAGUAAGUUAACUUCCACUAGAAACAGUUCAUCUUAUGCCUUCAAAACUAUUACGUAUUCUUUAAAAAACAAAGUUGCUUGUUACUUGUUCUUUGUGUUUUAGGUGCAGUUCAGUGGAAGAUGAUGACAGCCAGAAGACAUGAGCUAAGGUUUCUGUCCUAUAAAAGAUUAAAACAAACAAAAAAGAAUACUCCAUUUAAUUUUUGUCUAAUUUUUAGUUUUCAGCCUUAUGAUUUGGGUUUCGUUAAUGUUUGGCACUUAGAGUAGUAGUGCUAUUGUGGUGUUCAUCUGUACAUGCUUGUUUUAUUGUGCUUCCUGCCUCUCCUCUCUUCCCUCCCCUACGAUAAAAACAGUGGUCAUUGAGGGGUAGGAAAGACUCCUGAAUGGUGAGAUUCCACAUAAACACAUGGCCAUCAGAAUUGGUCCCUAUGGGUUAUUAGGAAACUAGAAACCACCAAAACCACGUGCAAAAGAAUAGCAAGUGGUAUUUUAAGAACACUACUAUUCAACUCCCUUAAUCCUCCAGUCCCCAGCUUUCCUUUUAGUCCCUUUGUUUUUCCAAGUGCUCCAGUCAUGGUCUUAAAAUAGACACAAUGUUUAGAACCACUGUCAGUUUUUCUUCUUAAGGGAAAUGAGAGAAGUCGACGUUUGUUCCCAAAUUUAGCAUUCCUAGAUUUGUCUAUUUGAAGGGAAUGUUGUAAACAUUCUUUAUAUACAUACACAUGAUUUGAUUAGAAUUGGUAAUUUUGCUGAUGCAGAAAUUUGGAGCUUUGUAAGACCUCUCUUUGAUUCUGGUCAGUUAGUGAAUUUAACAUACAUUCAUAUUUCAUAAUAACUUGUAACUGUAGUUUUCAAAUAAGUUGCUCUCUGAUAUAAAGCUUUUUGUUUUAUUACACUUCACAGCAAAAAUACCCCAUGUAUGUGUCAGACUUCAGGGUUCUUAAGUCUUAGGACACAACCCUCAAAAAGGUCCUACCUCUUUCUGUAGUGAAGGGGUAGUUGAGAUCCAGAAAGCAUAUACAUUGUAGAGCUUGUUCUCUACGUAGACCUUCUCAAAGGUCUCAGAAAUCAGGUUGGAAUAUCCAGGUUUUGAAGGAAGGGAGCAUCUUGUCAUAAAUUUUAAAGAUCUUUCCAGUAUUCACAUUCACCCUUAAGUCCUUAUUAAUAGCAUCCUGUUUAUUCAGUCUCAGUGUAUAACUCAUUUCCACUUUACUACUUCAAAAAUAAUUCUGUAUUUUUAAAAUACUGUAACUUUUUCCCCCCAUUAUGAUAACCACCUCUUUUCUCUAAAACAAAUACUCAGGGCAUUUCUAUAGUACAAAAAAAAUGUAUGUGUUUUAUGGUACGUGGUAGAGCAGAGAAGUGUAAUGUUCUCACAUUUGUUUCAUAUUUGCAUCCUUCCUACUGUGCUUUACUUGUACUUGAUGAUCAUUUGGUAACUGGAGCUGGCUAGGUAGAAGUAAAAUCUCUGCAAUGAAACAGAGGAUUCACAUAUCUUCAAACUUAGGCCAGGCAGUUAAGGAAUGCCCUUUUUAAAUGGUGGAGCUAGGAAGGAAGUAGAUUCUCAAAUAAGUAAUUUCCUUUCUUUAGUUAUAAUGAUGUCAUUAGAAAUUGGGCCUCAUCAAGUGUUUCUUUUCUUGUAUCCUAGUUCAAGCAUAUAUUACUCAGCACAAGUUUUAUCAUUCUAGAUGGAAUGUCUUCCUUAUGGAAAUGUUCACUACAGAUUCAUUUGUGUUUCUUUACAUGUCAAUAAUGUACACUAAAUUGACUUAAAAUGUUUUCCAGUUAUUUGAUAGAUAUCAUCAUGGCAUCUUUAAUUUUUUUUUCUCCUUCUGUAUGUAGGGUAAGUGACUGUUCUUCUGAAGAAUCUUUCCAUUUAGUGAUCAAGAUAUGGAAGCUGGUCUCUGAAAAUACUCAAUGUAUCUCAGUUACUCAUGGUAUCACUUGAAUUGUAACUUGGCAGUUUAAAUAGAAGCAAUGUUUCCAAUUAUUGGGAAAACUGAAUAAACUAUGUCUCUUGUUACCA
Hyaena hyaena (striped hyena) is the source of this 7581-nucleotide messenger RNA. RefSeq names its product pre-mRNA processing factor 4B (gene PRP4K). The record is from RefSeq and is a predicted model, not a curated record. The coding region runs from base 57 to 3182 and encodes 1041 amino acids. Gene Ontology annotation, biological process: mRNA cis splicing, via spliceosome; peptidyl-threonine phosphorylation; peptidyl-serine phosphorylation. The transcript has 15 exons. Gene Ontology annotation, molecular function: protein serine/threonine kinase activity; ATP binding. NCBI's taxonomy places the organism in Eukaryota, Metazoa, Chordata, Mammalia, Carnivora, Hyaenidae.